Messenger RNA from Passer domesticus (house sparrow), 5085 nucleotides. It is a transcript of the gene RAPGEF5, whose product is annotated as Rap guanine nucleotide exchange factor 5. Gene Ontology annotation, biological process: Ras protein signal transduction; positive regulation of GTPase activity. Lineage: Eukaryota; Metazoa; Chordata; Aves; Passeriformes; Passeridae. Gene Ontology annotation, molecular function: guanyl-nucleotide exchange factor activity. The record is from RefSeq and is a predicted model, not a curated record. Bases 303 to 2903 code for a protein of 866 amino acids. The transcript is spliced from 26 exons. Gene Ontology annotation, cellular component: plasma membrane.
ACUUUCUGCCUUUCCCGCCCGCGCCUCCUCCACCCUCCUCAUUACCUGCACUUUAUCACCGCCGGAGCGGCGGGGCGGGAGCGGUGCAGGGCCGGCGCGGCUUCCUGCGCCGCCCGGGGCUGCCCGCGGCGCUGGGGCCGCGCCGUGCGGGGGAAGGUGCGCGAGUGCUGCGCGCUGCGUGCGGGGGAGCGCCCGCCGUGUGCCUGCCUGUGGGUGGGAGCGCGGCUGGGCUGGGGCUGCGGCCGCGGAAGGCGGGCGGGCGGCGAGCGGGGCUGCGCGCCGCAGCCCGGCAGGGAUGCGGCAUGGCCGUGGGCUCCGUGAAGAUGCCGUCGCCGUGUGAGGGCGCGGAGCUGGCCCGAAGCUGGAGCCCCGGCGGCGGAGCCCAGGAGCCGCCGCCGCCGGUGCAGCUGCGGCAGAAGCUGCGGGAGCUGCCGGCGCUGCUGCGGAGCGGGCUGACCCUGCGGAGGAAAAGCGCGGCCGCCGCCGGCCGGACCCUGUCCAGAAGAAUUUCAAAUCCCUAUUUGGAAACUCCUUCAAAUAAGAUUUAUGGAGAAAGUUCUUCCUGUGCUGGGAGAGCUCUCAGGAAUAUUUUUACUCUACAAGCUUCUGACCUGAUUAAAGACAGGGUGUACCUUACUGGCAUUUGCAGGAGAAGUUGUGUUGGAUCAGAACUCGUAGACUGGCUUUUGGAGCAGUGCCCUUUUGUCAAGUGCAGAUCUACAGCAGUUGGAGUGUGGCAGCUCCUCCUGGAUAUGGGCAUUAUAUUGUCAGUGGACAGGCAACUCUAUUUUCAAGACAGUCAUGCUUUCUACCAGUUCUCAGCGGAUGAAUGUACCUACCUUUUCUGUGAAUUUGAGAAAGAGGAAGCAUGGAAGAAUGGAGUAAAGCUCCUGCUUCAACUACUGCCACUGUCUCCUCCCAGGAUUGACAUGUGCAAUCUGCCUGAUCAAAAAAUAGAAGAUGCAGCAGAAACCAAUGCUGAAAUUCUUGCUCGUCUCACUUCUGCGGUACAGAGAGAACUGGCUGCUGUCAUUGCCUUGAAAGCAAGGAAGUCAGCAAUUAAUCAGAAUGAAGAAAGCAACAGUCAAGAAAUACGAGGACUAGAAGAUCUCAAGGAUACCUCUGAUGCACAGGCAGGAGUUUUAUGCAAGCUUCAGGGAAGAGAUGACAUCGGACGGAUUGAGCUGGUCCAAAAGCUGGCGAGAGAGAACUGCCAGUUUUUGCAGGCGGAUAGAAAAGCACUGGAGAAGGCAGAACAAGCGGACGAUGGAGGCGGCGGCGAGCGGGCGCGGGAGGCGGCCGGCGCGGCGCUGGUGCUGCGGAAGGUGUGGUCACGCAGCCCGGCCCCCGAGCGGCGCGGGAGAUACGUGGUGGUGUCGGGGACGCCGGAGAAGAUUUUGGAGCAUCUCCUCAGCGACCUGCACCUGGAAGCCGCGCAGGACAAAGAGACGGAAACUCUCCUGGAUGAUUUCCUUCUCACAUACACGGUUUUCAUGACGACUGAUGACUUGUGCCAGGCCCUUCUGAGGCACUAUUGUGCCAAGAACCACCAAGGGAAAGAAGAUGACUCUGAUGUGUCCUGUAGGAAAAGAAAAGUCUUGCAUUUGGUGUCUCAGUGGACUUCUCUCUACAAAGACUGGUUACAUGAAGAUGAGCAUUUAAAACAAUUUUUAAAGACGAUAUACAGAAAUGUGUUAGAUGAUGUGUAUGAGUAUCCUGUUCUUGAGAAGGACCUGAAAGAAUUCCAGAAGAUACUUGGGAUGCAUCGCCGUCACACUGUUGAUGAGUAUUCACCUCAUCGAAAGAACAAAACCUUUUUCCACCAGUUCAGUGUAAAGGAGAACUGGCUGCAGCACAGAGGAACCGUGAAUGAAACAGAAGAAAUUUUCUGCCGUGUGUAUAUAACAGAGCACUCCUAUGUCAGUGUGAAAGCUCAAGUGUCCACUUCAGCUCAGGAGAUUCUGAAGAUUGUGGCAGAAAAGAUCCAGUACCCGGAGGAGGAGUUGGCGCUGGUGACAGUCUCCUUCUCUGGUGAAAAACAUGAGCUACAACCAAAUGAUUUGGCUAUCUCAAAAUCUUUGGAGUCAUCCAGUCGUAUGUUUGUAUACCGAAAAGAUCUGACUGAUUCUUUGAGCCCGUUUUCUGAAAAUGAGGAAUUGCAGCAAAGAUCUGUGAGGAUUUUGGGAAUUAACACCUGGGAUCUUGCCUUAGAACUAACAAACUUUGAUUGGAGCCUCUUCAAUGCAAUUCAUGAGCAAGAGCUGAUAUACUUCACGUUCAGCAGACAGGGCAGUGCUGAAAACACUGAGAAUCUCAGUCUUCUGCUUCAAAGAUGCAACGAGGUCCAGCUUUGGGUUGCCACCGAGAUACUCCUCUGUAGCCAGCUCUGCAAACGUGUACAGCUAGUGAAAAAGUUCAUCAAGAUCGCUGCCCACUGUAAAGCCCAAAGAAAUCUGAAUUCAUUCUUUGCAAUUGUUAUGGGUCUCAACACUGCAUCUGUCAGCCGGCUGUCUCAGACCUGGGAGAAAAUUCCUGGGAAGUUCAAGAAACUUUUCACUGAACUUGAAAGUUUGACGGAUCCUUCUCUGAAUCACAAAGCUUACAGAGAUGCAUUCAAGAAAAUGAAAUCUCCGAAAAUCCCCUUCAUGCCCUUACUUCUGAAAGAUGUAACAUUCAUCCAUGAAGGAAAUAAAACGUUUCUGGAUAACCUUGUUAAUUUUGAAAAGCUGCACAUGAUUGCAGACACUGUUCGGUCAUUGAGACAUUGCAGAAAUAACCAAUUUGGCAAUGAAGUUCCUUCGAAAGAGCAUCACGAGCUGAAGCCAUACAUCCACCACCUGCAUGUCAUCGACAACCAGCAAGCUCUGUUUGAGCUCUCCCACAGGAUAGAGCCGCGAGCGUGAGCGUCCACAGCUUCAUGUAACCUUGUAACUGCAGCACUUUGAAUUAAGUGAAUGUUUAUGCCAAGCAUGUUGCUUCCCUGUAUGAGAAGGGUUUACUGAGUUUUAUCAGUAGCUCACACAACAUGCGCAGGAAAAUCAGGCAAGAGCCAGCAGAGGAGCUGCUCGCAGAAUUGCAGGGCAAGCUUGGUGCCAUUCCCGCUGCUCCCUGGGACCUGAGGCAGCAGAGCAGUGUCCUUUGAGCUCAGGAGCUUGGUUUCUGUGAAAAUAUUGUUUGGUCCAGUGUAGCUUUCAAUGCAGAUUCUGCCAGUAUUAGUAAGAGAGGGAUCAUCAUGUCACAGCAGCAAAACAUUUCAGCAAGCAACAUGCCGCAAGGGGGUUCAUUCCCAGUUCACCACAGUAUGUACCUCACUAAUUCAAGGCUGCCAAAGUAUUGUUGCCAAAAAUGAUGUGCAAUCUGUGCAGCUCCCAUGAGUCCACUGGAGCAUAGCAUUUGAGAUGUGUGAGCAACCUAGAACAGGAAUAUAACAAGGCAGUGCAACCAGAUGAAACUCAAGAGUGUGUUGUGAUGUGGAGGUCAGCAGUAAACAGUUCACUUUCUUAUGGCUCCUUUAGAAUAUGCUUUAUAUAAAACACACUAUAAGAGCCAAUCCACUUCUGCUGCAAUUUAUGGACACAAUUGUUUGUGUAGUGAAAACAUGUUAUUUUCUUCCUUUUCAGUUAUCUAAGAUUUAGCACUGGCUCCCACAGUUAAUGUGUUAUAAAUUAUUAUAGCAGGAACUUUGUUUUCUGCUUGGAUUACAGCCUCUUUGGUAUCUAUUCAGAGGCAAAUGCCUAGAUGCAUCUACAUUUCUAAUUCCCCCCACUGGCAAUACCAUUUCAGGAAGUAAAACUUCACCUAAUUUGCACAUGCUUCUAGUUUUUAAAGAGCAGAAAGGUGCCCCUUACAGGGUACCGGUGUAAUUACCUGCAUACACACCAGGCUCCCAGCAUCAGGGUCCCUUUACUGCUUUUGCCCCUUUCACAGCCCUCCCCAUGACAAUUCUCAUGUAGUUAAAAGUACUGAGUCUGGGCCUGUGCUGAGGCAGCACUUCUAAUGUAAUGUCUACAGCUGACCCACAUCCCAAGCACCACCAUCACCUGGUUGCCAGUGCUAAGAAGUUGCCCUGAUAUGAUCUAGUGAAUGCCACAGGCAAUGUGCAGAGGGUGCUCCUUGGCAUGUGUUUGUGCACUGACUCACGGUGACAUCUCUUUACAGAGCAGGGAGGAUACAUUGCCUUGCUUGCCCAUCUUGUUGUAUGUUUUCCACAUGAGGAAGACUUCCCAGAAAAUGCUCCUUGACUAAAAUGUGGGAAUACUGAAGUAGCAUGCUCUUCAUAAUUGUGUUAUCUCUGGUUUAAAGGGAUUUAAAAAAAAAAAAAAAGCAGCUUUAACAAGUAGUCUGUGGGGGAAUCUGUACGAUGCAUUCAGUUUUCCCAUCUGUGAAAUAUUGUAUAGAUCUAUUGUAAAGGAAACAGAUGUUUCAGAAAUGUAUUUGCUUGUACUUUGUUAUUAUCAAAUAUUAUAUGAUUUUUUUUAAGAAAAAAAAAUUUCUUUUUACCCAGUAAAAAGAAAAAAAAAUAAACUCUUGCUGGCCAUGGAGUAAAAAUUUCCUAUGUUCUUCUGUAGAUGUGACUGCACAUAUUGUAAAUAACUUUUUUGUGCAAACAGACCAAAACUGUUCAAAUUAAGAUACUAGCUGUGGUGGGCUCCUUUUUGCAAUGUAAGAACAAAAACCAGAUACAAUUUGCUGCUUGUGUUUCUGCAGUUCUUCCUAGGGCUACAGCACUUAGAAUUCCCAACAUAGCUGCAUUACCUGGAUGCUUUCCUAGGUUUUGAGCUCCCUCUUGUGAAUUUUUUUUUUACUGUGGCGUUAUUUUUAGGAACCUGUAUGUAGACCAGCCUGCAUGCUUCAGCUUGUGUGGUGUAACACUCUAGUCCACAAAGUUGUUCUGGAAAUCUGUGAGAGAGGGAGCAUUCAGAGGUAUUCAGGGUGAGAGAGAAGGUGGGGCUGUUUCUCAGUUCACUGCAUUUGGCUCUGUGAUAGUUUUGGUAGCUACUGUGGAUGAAGCAGCUGCUGUGUUGGAGAAGAAUAAAAGACUAGAAAAUGAAAGAAGGAAACAAAAAAAAAAAGAAAAAGAAGAAA